UAAUUAAUGUUGCGAUCCAUUUAAUAAGGAUUCUCAAAUUUAGCAAAAGCUAAUCCUCUAAAAAAUGGAUUUAGAUUUGAGAAUCAAAAUCUUACUUGGACAUUUGGAGAAUUUGACGUAAAAAUUGAUAAUAUUAUGAGACUCAUUCAAGUGCAUUUGCAUAUGGAUUGAUUGAAUAAGGGUGGAAAUAAGGAGACAAACUUUUGUUGUUAUUAGGCAGAUCAAAUACUAGUGAAGCAGCUGCUGCUUUUAUUGGAGCUGCAAAAGCUGGAAUUACUGUAAUACCAUUUAGAUCUAAUGAUCAAAAUGACAUUGAAAAAGCAAUAAAUAUAAUUAAUCCAAAAGGAAUUGUGUUUUCUCCAAAUCAAUUAAUUAACGAAGCAAAAUUUAUUGAAGUACUUAAGAAUUUAGUACCAGAAGCUUGGUAAAGUAUGAAAAUUUAUUCAUAAAUUUUUAAGCUUAAUCUGGUUCAAUUUUAAAAAGCAAUAAAUUUAGUAAUCUUAAAUGGUUGAUACAUACUGGAUUCUACUCAUACCCAGGCACUUAUAAAUUUAGAGUAUAAUAAUAAUGAAUGUUUAGGAAUCCUUAGUAUAUGCUUCAAGAAACUUUAAUAGAUUAUCACUUCCAUAAAGUACAGGUCCAAUAGCAGCAGUAUUAAAGAAUGGAUCUUUAUAAAAUUAUUCUUAUUAAGAUUUAUUGAAAAUGAGUGAAAAAGUAUCUGGAUCACAACAUGUAAUUGUAUCUGGAGAUCCUUAAACUGUUACAAACUUUUCUAUAGGUAGAAACUAUAGAUUUUAGUAAUAGUUUUGGGAGGAUUAGAAAGAGGAUAUAAUACAGUAUUAACAGGAGGAGAAAAAUUGAAUAAAGUUCAAAAGAUUCUUCAAUAUUAUGGGAAUUAUAGUCUUGUCGUUGAUGAUUCAGUUUUAGUAGAUUAAUAAGUUAAUAUUAAUAAACUAUAUAGUAGAAGUUAGAUGUUAAUAAUCUAGAAAGUUUAUUUGUCACAGGUGAUAUUAAUAAGGCUUAAGAUAUAUUCCAAAAAUAAGCCCUUUAAUUCUGAAAUCAUUAGAUC
Paramecium sonneborni is the source of this 1069-nucleotide messenger RNA. The record is from the annotation of a GenBank genome assembly. NCBI's taxonomy places the organism in Eukaryota, Ciliophora, Oligohymenophorea, Peniculida, Parameciidae.